CCGUUUUCCUUUGGAGCAUCGGCCACCAUAUCAGAGAGUGAUGGUUCGUCGUCGAAAGUGAGCUGUGCUUGCGGGAAUAUCGUCGACACAAACGUACCAAAAAGUUUUGUUUGUUCACUGCUGUAGCGUUUCCGCGUGCGGACGCCAUUGUUCAUUCUAUUGUUUGGCAAAGCAAGCGCCAUAUUACGAGGAACAAUAGGUCACAGUGCAGAAGGCGUUUUGCGCUUUUCGACAUCUUGUACUGCGAGAAACGUUUCGUGAAACGCAGAAAGAAAAGGGUUUUUCUUCGUUUUCUGUGCGUGUUCAUUCUGGUGUGCGAGUGGUGGCUUUGCUGUGCGCGUACGUGUUCGAACUGUCAAAUUGAGGAAAAGUUAAAAAAAAUAUUGGAAAUGUGUGCUGUGUAGUGUAAAAAGAGAAGCAGUAGCGAGAAGAGCGACUGCCAAAAGAAAAGGCCACCAUCAUCGGAAUUAAAAGAGGAAUUUUCGCUACUCGUUCGUCUUGCGGGUGCUCGAAGCUUACAAAUGUCCGCAAAAUAAGAGAGUUCCGCUGCCAUUUCCCGUUGGAUUUUACCUCGCGUCUCGUUUUAUAUUUUUUUUUUCUUCCUGUACGGUUCGUAUUACGGUAGACGAAGAGCGCAGAUUCCGGUUUGUCGGGCGGAACGAAUCGACGGAAGAACGGUUUGCUGACUAGCAGCAGGCUUUUGUCUGGUCUGGCGUCGGGACGCGGGCGAACUUGAAAAAAUCGUCUAUUUUCGGAAGUUUGUAGUAACAAAACUACGCGCAGGAGGAUUACUCCCCGCUUCAAGUGAAGGUGGAUUUAUUGCGUGUGUGAGCUGGUUGGCUAUCAAACGACAAGUAACAAACAAUACAGAAAAAUAAGAGAAAAUAAAAAAACAAACGCCAAGACAAAACACAAAUGCUGCUGAAGCAAUGACAGAACGAUUGCGACAAUCGAUACCCACUUAGAAAGAGAGAGCAGUACUAUUAAGCGAACACUGACAAGAAAGCAAAAAAAAGCAAAGCUCUACGACACACCAUCGCUGUUCUCCCCAGUCAAGUCCUUUCCCCCCUUUCACUCUCUUUCUUUCUCUCUUUCUCUUUUUCCCACUGUCCCCUGCUCUGUUGCUGCUGCUAAUUUCAACACGGGCCACAAAACUCGAAGACAAAGAACUGGUGUGGUGGUGGCCACAGGACGGAACGGAACGAAAUGAAAUUUUCCGGUGGCAAUCCGUUGUUAUUUUGCGAGCAGGUAGGAACGGUGACGUCCUUUUUCGAACAGUGGAACGACUGUGAACGGACGGUGGUUCUCUAUGCCCUACUGAAACGAGUCCCAUUUGCCAACUUGAAGUUCCUGCAGCUAUCGAUCGAUUAUAACCUUGCCCAGAACUACAGCUCCCAGAGUAAGCUGCAACUGCUGGAAACGCACGCCAACAAUGCAAACUUUUUGAACAAACUUGUCCAGCGAUAUCAGACCACCUGCUGCGGGAUGGUAGGUGCUGGAGAGACGGGGCCAACAGCCAACAUUAGUAGUAAUAACAAUAAUAACAAUAUCAACAACAACAACAACAACAAUAGUAACAUUGCCAACAACAAUUUGACCACAUCCGAUUCGGGUUACGAUUCGGAAAAGAAAAAUUCCACCUUUGAUCUGUCCUCAAUUUCUUCCUCAUCCUGUUCGUCGACAUCGGGAAUGUCCUGCGGGUCGUCCACAUCGCAAGCGACGACUACGACGUCGUCGGUAUCGUCGUCGUCGUCGUCGUCGUCUUCGUCGUCAUCGGCGGUAGUGGGUGGUGGUGGAGCUUCCGUCACGAACAAGACAGCGUCGUCGGAUCUUGGAAAACCCCCCGCUCAGUCGCAUGGUAAAAACAAACUAGCCGAAACCAAGAAGGACAUCCUGAACGACAUGCUGACGUAUCUACCGCUGCUCAAGCCGGGCAACGACGACGUAAAGAGUGUGUACAUGUCGCUGAUUCCGGCCGCAGUCGAAGAUGCCUGCCAGCAGGCGGUUCCCACCGAACUGGUGCAGCACAUACUGUCCUAUCUGCUAAUUCAUCCGGCAGUCAAUAAUGACGAUAGAAGAUCUCUCAGCUAUUGGCUGCGCCAUCUGGAGGAACACAUUGCUUCCUCGUACAUCCCGACAACGCUUACCUCAUCAACGGUAGCAGCAACGACGGCCAACAGCGUGAGUAACGUCUCCAACAAGCUGGGUCCUAGUGGUAAUCCCAGUUACUUCAUCCUGCCACCAACGGCCGCCAACUCAACGGCCAUCAGCAAGCAGCAACAGACACUUGGUGGUGGAUCGAAUCAUCCGACCCCGAAAUCCGCCAGUCAACAUUCACUACAGUUCCUCGCAGCUGGCUCGUGGAACCAUUUUUCCCAUCCACAUCAGCAGCAGCAACAAUCACAAAAACAACCGCAACCACAUCAUCAACAAAAGAGCCACAGUGGCAGCAGCAAUCAACUGUCAACUACUUCACUUAGCAUUUCCAACACGUCGCUGCUGUCCAAAUCGCAGCAGAACCUAAACCAGACGAGUAGCAGCAGUUCCAGCUCUAGUUCCUGUCUCGAUAGCACUGCCUCGCAACUUCUGAAAACGACCAACAUGUUGGUUAGUCUCGAUUGGACACCGGAAGUUCCUGGCUCGGAGGACGGAGUGGACGGUGGAAACGUUAGUAGUUGUGUCGGUGGUGGCGGCGGCGUCGUCGUCGGCAGUAUGGAAAAUAUUUCCAUGAAAGAAUUUGUUCCAGUCUCAUUCAAUUAUCACACACCGUCAGGAGGUAGCAAACCGAUGGACAACAGUGCCAGCAGCACUAGCAGCAAUAGCAACAACAGUAGCAAGCAGCACCAUCACCUGAUCGGUACUUCUAGUCAAGCCCAGGGAGGGUAUCUGGGGGGCAGCAGUGUCAGCAGUACUACGACGAAUGGCAGCAGCCUUAAUCUGAACGGUAGUGGCAAUUUGAGCCACCCGAUGGUUUUAACGGAUCUGGACUCGAGUGACGAUAAUCACCUGAGCUUCAGCAAAAAUGGGACGGAGAUUUUCGACUACGAUUGUGAUUACGAUAACGAGGAAGAAUUCAAUUACUUAGCUCGAGCGGCGGCUGUGGCGGCUGCGACCGGGGCAGCACCAGUUUCCAUUGGUGGCAACAGUUCCAAUUCCGGGGUGCUCACCGCGGCUGGUUCCGCGGUAACGUCCGGGACGGGAACGGCAGGUGGAGGUCCCAGCAGCAGCAGCAGUGGCAGCGUUAGCAACAAAAAUCGUGUUUCCUUCGAUGCUAACAUUAGCGAUUAUCUGCGAGUUCCUCCGAUUGCGGUGGGAGAUUUCGAUCUGGACGGAAGUGGUCUGCUGAAAACUCGUCGAUCCAACAGUUUGACAACCACAGUCAGUAGCGCAUGUGGACUGUCCGUCGGUGAACUUAAUCAACAGAAACAGAACAACGAAUGCCUGUCGGCGGAAAACUUGAGCAAUUUGCAGCUUCUACAGAACAAACCACGAAGUUUUUCGCUUACGAUGGAAAGUCCUCGCUCGUCGUUAACUUCCAGCGGAUCGGAAACCCGAUUGGAUGAUUUCAAGCAACAUCAGAUGAUAAAAAUGUACGGACAGCCAAACAUCGGAAUGUCCAGCAUUGCGCACUGGUUGAAAAGCUUGCGGCUACAUAAGUAUGUGUGGUUAUUUUCGAACUUAACAUAUGAGCAAAUGAUGGACAUGAAUGAGGAAUACUUGGCGAGUCUUGGUGUCACGAAAGGAGCCCGCCACAAACUGGUGAUUUGCAUUCAGAAGUUGAAGGAACGCUACGGAACUCUGGUAAGAAUGGAGAAAGAACUGCUGGCUACCGGAGGAGCCAAGGGGCAGCUCAGUGCCGUGUUUGAUGAAAUGACGAACAUCGUGCUGACACCGAUGAGACCGGCUGGACUCGAUCCGAAGGAGGAUAUUGCCGGGCAGUUUAUGAAACUGCUGGAUUUGAUCGCAUCGGUUCUGUUGGUAAGGCCUGCCUGUGGACCGCAGGAGGAGGAAUACCUGAACAUCUACAUCUGGGUGUUGGAACGGGCCUUGCACAAUGACGCAUUUGCACCGCACAUGAUGCAAAUCAAAGAGUACAAGUACAAGGCAAACAAGAUCAAGAUGCAGUUCACUCCGAAGGCACACUACGUGAAGAAUGCCAAUCUGAAUGGGAGCAUCAACAAACCGAGGUGGACCGCCACGAACAAACACAAACCGAACAACCCCAGUGAUCUGCAGAAGCCGUCACAUCGCAAGAGUUCGUUGCAAUAUUUCACUUCUCCGAUGCAACAGCAAACGUCAUCGUCUCAACAACAACAACAACAGCAAAACUCUUCCUCAUCCCACAGCCACCUUCAAGCAAUUCCACACCAGUACCCGUACGGUCACGGUCACAAUGCGAACGCGGGAACCGGUCACAACAACAACUACAACAAAAGUUCAUCGUAUCCGAAUUUCGCUUCCAAUCUAUCGAGCACUGGUGGUGGUGGUGGUGGUAGCGGCGGCGGCAGCGGUGGUUCCACUGGUGGCAGCACCGGCAGUAGCAACAUCAAACAUCAUUCCCUGCCGGGUUCAAACCAAAUUCAGGGUCAACAACAUCAACCACAACCGUCGCAGCAGCAACAACAACCGCAGCAGCAGGUUCAACUUCCACAACAAACGCAUGUUCCUCAUGGCAACUUCAUGUACCAUCGACACUCGUUGAACAAUAUUUCCGCUCAUCAGCAUCAGCAGCAGUUCAUGCAGCAGCUUCAGCAAACCCAACAACAACCCCAGCAGUCGUCCGCUUUACUGCCGACGAUUUAUUUAACUACAACAAUGGGUGGUGGUCCUCCGACCGGUGGUGGCAAAGCCAAAUCCAACCCGUCGACCGAAACCGUAGGGACGAAUGAAAUCACGCAGCAGAAAUCCUCCUGCCCUAGCACAACGGAUCUGCUCGGUAGCAAGAGCCAAAACAACAGCAUCGGUGAUAUCAACAGUCGGUUGGAGUUUCUCUGUCUGCAAAUGACCGAACAAGCAAUCAACUAAAAAAUCGAACCGGUUGAUGCAUGAAUAGUGUGGUAGUAGCAAUUGUUAGAACGUUAUUUAGUUUAGCGGAAUCGCUCGCCUUCGUUGGUCUCGCUGGCAGUUGCCAGAGUUUGAAAGAAGAAAACAAAAUUAAUUGAAAAAAAAGAUAAUACAAUUCACUCCAGGUGAGGGAAACGAUUGAACCAUGAUGAUAGUCAGCUAGCGCGAUGGGCUGCUGUAGGGUGGGAAGGCCGAACAUCGACGACAGAACCGUUUUUUCAAUUCUUAACGCUCUUAAAAUUAUUAGGCUUUAAAAAGACGAAAGCAGACACAUGAAAAACUAUUUCGAAUAACUAUAUCUUAUAUCCUAUUGAGCACUCUCAGAACAUGUUUGGAAAGCAAAACUGUGUUUAAACCAAUUUCCUAGAGGCAACUUUGAUAGUUUAUUUUUUGUUUGUUUUAGAACUUUGACUCUAGCUAGACAAGCGGCAGAAAACAACUUGAAAUAGAAGCGAUUGAAUGAAGACAAGAAAAACAAAAUGAUAGUGAAAGCAAAACAGAAAAAAAAUCUUCAGUGAAAGCGGGUAUUUGAAAGUGGUAGUAUUUUUGUUAUUACAUAUUGUUUUAUAUUUUAGCGUUUUUUCUUUCUAACAAAAUUUCAAGAAAUUUUACUAUUUAUACACAAGAAGCAGACAUAAAUCCCUUUUUUUCACUUCAUUGAAUGAAAUAAAAGCGAAGGAAAUGUCCCCUUGACAUGACACACAAACAUAUGCUUGAACCGCUAGAGUGCGAAAACCUCGGAACCUCUAAAUCGAAGAGCCAGACGCAGUCAAAAUGAAAACAAAAAAAAAAAAAAAGAAUGGAAAACUACUUCGACAGCAAAACGAAACGGAAAUGUGAUUGUGAUUUUGUUCUUCAAGGAGUAUCAUGUACUAUUAUUAUUUGUGAUUGUGAGAUCAAAACACCCGCCACAGAACGGAAUCAAUUAUUUAUUCGAGCGAUUGUCUGCUGAAAACAAAAAAAGAAAACAGAGGAAACAAUUCGCACCUGUACUAAUCUUAUAUAGCUCUUAUUGGUGUGUCACUUUAAUUGUUACAAAAAAGAAAAGAAGGAGAAAAAAAACAAAGCGGAACCAUUUUUAGGGCAGUAAUAGAGCCGUUGCAAAGAAAUAUAUUUUCUUAGUUGAUUAUUUAUUGUCUCGUGAGCUCUGUAUGUUGUGCAAAUAAAACGAAACAAACACGUCUUACGAUUUGUUUUUGAGCAAAAUAAAAAAAAAUACCAAUGGAUCGAGCCAUUUCUGCAAACUGAGCCCCCGAAUAAAAGUUUAAACAGAAAAACCUUACUACACAAGCGAGAAGAUAUGUUCAAUUGUUUAAUUGUAGAUCAAUCAAGCAGAAACAUAUUCUUCAGCAAAGUAUAGAUGACGAAGAAGAAGAAAACGUGAAAAAUUUAACCGGCGUUGUUAUAUAUUUAAUAAAAAAAAAGUAAACUAUAUUCUGUUCCGUCUAAUUUCCUUGACGCUUUCCGCGCUGAGCUAGAUUGCAUAUUCUACAUACAGUUGUAAGUACUCCUAGUUCGCUAGCAAAUCUCGAUCUCCGUAGAGUUCGUGAAUUACAACGGCGAAAUUGUAGCGUUCGUAGUGUAGUGUUUACGCGGAAUUGUGUAUUUGCUUACAAACAACAAACCACAACAACAACAACAACUAACUACACUAGGGCGACAGAAUAAGGCAUGCUAAACAGGCGUGGAAAAUCAACCAGUUUUAUGUAGUGCAGUUUUUAUUAUGAGAAAUGGAAUAAAACAAAUCUAGUAACGGAAAAUAUUUAUUUUUAAACUGAUUAA
Malaya genurostris is the source of this 6846-nucleotide messenger RNA. It is a transcript of the gene smg, whose product is annotated as protein Smaug. Gene Ontology annotation, cellular component: P-body. The transcript has 6 exons. Bases 1207 to 5025 code for a protein of 1272 amino acids. The record is from RefSeq and is a predicted model, not a curated record. Gene Ontology annotation, molecular function: translation repressor activity; protein binding; mRNA binding. Lineage: Eukaryota; Metazoa; Arthropoda; Insecta; Diptera; Culicidae. Gene Ontology annotation, biological process: regulation of mRNA stability; nuclear-transcribed mRNA poly(A) tail shortening; negative regulation of translation.